UGAAUGUCCUUUUUCGAGUACGAGUAUAUUUUAAAACGUAAACGAAGAAUUUAUUUUGUGAGAGUGGUUCGUGGUAACAAGUAAAAACAACGACUUUGGAAAAUCCGAAACCAGUUGUAAGUUGUAACUCGUGCUGCAUUUCUUGUACACUCUUUCUCUCAUCAGUUGUCCAACAACCUAGAAAGCCCACCAAAGCGAAGAGAAACAUCACCUCCCACCUAACUCAGCUAAAUGAUGAAGGCGUCGUUCAAGGCUAGAUACGAGCCCGACAAAGCGGCCACCGCCGCCACCGUUUCCGUCAACGCCGGAGACUUCAAGCUUCGCGCCUCCCUCACCGAUGCCACCGUCGUCAACGGCCCCAGCUUGAACGGCCUAGCUCUCGCCGUCGAGAAACCCGGCUUCUUCAUCGUAGACUACAAUGUUCCCAAAAAAGAUAUUAGGUUUCAGUUCAUGAAUAGUAUUAGAGUGGCGGAGAAGCCGUUGAAUUUGACUUACAUUCACAGCAAAGGCGAGGGGCGGACGAUAUUGGAUGGGGCUUUGGUUAUUGAUUCAGGCAAUAAGGUUUCGGCAAAUCAUGUGCUCGGCACCGGAAAUACGAGGCUCAAGUAUACUUAUGUACAUGGAGGGCUGACAACUUUUGAGCCGAGCUAUGAUUUGGGGAAGAAUGCGUGGGAUUUUGCUGUUAUGCGCAAGGUUUACGGGGAUGAUGUAUUCAGGGCUACCUACCAAACAUCUGCUAAGAAUUUGGGGCUUGAGUGGAGCCGGAGUUCGAAGCAGAAUGGUUCGUUUAAGAUUAUAGCAUCCGUCAAUUUGGCAGAGGAACAAAAAAUACCAAAAAUAUGUGCCGAAACUACCUGGGACUUUGAGAUGUGAUCUCCUCACUUCUGCUGCAGGGGAGCAAGGAUCUUGUCACAGAUAUCAUGUAUUUUUAACCUUCACUUUUAUAGUGUUUCAUUUUGCAGUGAGCUGGCUGACAAUUUGCAGCAAACUUUUAGCCACUGUAAUCCUCUCAAUUCCAUCAAUUUACACUAUGAAUAUCACCUUACAACUUUUGCCAAUUGCAUGAGAAGUUCACUUGCUUUGUUAA
This is a messenger RNA of Salvia miltiorrhiza (redroot sage), 1087 nucleotides long. RefSeq names its product outer envelope pore protein 24A, chloroplastic. Gene Ontology annotation, molecular function: voltage-gated monoatomic cation channel activity. Lineage: Eukaryota; Viridiplantae; Streptophyta; Magnoliopsida; Lamiales; Lamiaceae. Gene Ontology annotation, biological process: regulation of monoatomic ion transmembrane transport. The record is from RefSeq and is a predicted model, not a curated record. The transcript is spliced from 3 exons. The coding region runs from base 232 to 873 and encodes 213 amino acids.